GAGAGGGGUCGAAUAGACUGCGUAGAUUAGUCCCCAGACUGGCCGGGCGGCAAAUAGUGCGAGCAGUGAAGCGUGGGACGUGCUGACACUUUCACAACACACCAGGGGCAGACGAUAGAGCAGUACGUCAGCAGGUCAGGUGCCCCACCCCCGGGCCGUACUAAUGUCAGCGUACCCCUCAUGACGUCCACGUCACCCGUAGCGUCAGCGGCUGGGUCAAUAGCCAUGACGUCACCAGCUGGAUGGCCAGGCUCUCCAGCGCGGCAGUCACAUGACCUGAGCUUCAUGCAUCGGCCACCGAACAUCCUCCCCAACUACGGCAAGAAAUACAAGGAGAUCGUCCGUCUCAAGACCAACCUGCCCCGCGUCCUGCUCUAUGAUAACGUCACUCAGCAGACGGUACUCGAUGCUCAGCUGUCAGGUAUCGAUACCCAGAGCAUGAAAGUACGACGCGAGCUGGAGCUGCAGAGAAAAUCCUUCCUGCUGAGGAAACGCUUCAAGGAACGCUCGCUCAAGAAGCUGACCAAGGUCCAGCACUACAGCGACUGCACGGACUUUGAGAGAGAGUACCAGACCACCCAGCCCGGCCCCCACCAGCCCGGCCCCCACCAGCCCGGCACCCACCAGCCCGGCACCCACCAGCCCGGCACCCACCAGCCCGGCACCCACCAGCCCGGCGCCCACCAGCCCGGCGCCCACCAGCCCCGCGCCCACCAGCCCGGCACCCACCAGCCCGGCGCCCACCAGCCCGGCCCCCGCCUGCCGGACAUACGCUACAACAACAAGACCACCAGACCGCGGGGACUCGCCAGGGGCCACAGGGCCAGCACGAGAAAGGCCACGACGUCACAGGGCGAGUCACACACGGGAAGUGACGACAGAGAUUUUAGCCUGCCUUCCAUUGCCCAUAGCAACGAGCCGGGUCAGACUGAGCCACAGAGCCGGGAGCCGGGUCAGACUGAGCCACAGAGCCGGGUUGGCUACCGGGAGCAGAGAAGCGCUAAAGGGCUGACCCAAAUUUUUCAUACUUUCCCCAAUGGUCAAAGUAACGGUCGAGUUGACCCAGCUAGCGGUCAAACUGACAGUACCAAAAACAUGGAUGAAUCUGACGUCAUUUCCGCUGUCGUUGAAGCCAACAAACCGGAAGCCGUGCUUGAAGACCCAGGUGACGCGGAUCGUGACGUCACGUACAUUAACAUUGACGAUGAGAGCGCCGACCUGGUGGAGCAACUUCCGGUCAACGUGCACCAGCCGUUGCUGGACUACAGGUUCGACCAGCUGCAGCGGGCGCUGGUCAAGCAGGCGCCGUCAUGUGAAGGCUUCCUCGAGCUCAGUCCCAGCUUCGUCAGGCCGCACGUCUUCCAGGACGUUUCCAGAAGGUUCUUGCGCCUGGGGGAGCCGGCGGUGCUGGAGGAGGAGUGGAGGGGGAGCGUCUACUCGGAGGGUGUGACGCCGGCACUCACACAAGUCUCGGGGGAAGAGGAGGAUGACGUCAUUGAGAGCCGAGCCAACAGCGCCAUCAAGCGGCUCGGGGCUCGGUGACCUUGACCUACUGGACUGAGGUCAGUGUCAGGUCAAACUAUGACAUGUCGGGUUAACUGACGACCACAAAAAUUGGUUUCAACUGGUGUAGAACUAUGUAUAUAUACACUUAAAUAUAUAUGUAUAUAUACACUUAAAUAUAUAUAUGUGUAUAUAU
Molecule: messenger RNA, 1699 nt
Organism: Physella acuta
Lineage: Eukaryota; Metazoa; Mollusca; Gastropoda; Physidae
Source: RefSeq, a predicted model, not a curated record